Molecule: messenger RNA, 2654 nt
Organism: Paramormyrops kingsleyae
Lineage: Eukaryota; Metazoa; Chordata; Actinopteri; Osteoglossiformes; Mormyridae
Source: RefSeq, a predicted model, not a curated record
AUGCUCUGCUGCUCGUAUUGAUACUAAGGUUGUAAUUAAAUCUGUCAUAAUAAAUUGUAUUUAAUUGUUAUUUAAUUGUGUCUGUGAUAUACUAGUGCAGCAACAUAAUUUAAAUCGGCAAAGUUAUAUUUAUUUUUUUAAACAGUGUUAUUUUUUUUUAUCUGCCCCACUUUGCCAGAAUAGUUAGAGAAAGUAGGACAACAUGUUUCAGGUAAUGCGGGACAGUUUUGUAGGUCUCCCAAAAAGAGAGAAAUUACAUAUUUUACAUUAUAGAGUCUCAACUCCUACAUAUACACAAGAAGUAUAUUGUAAUAUAUAAUAAUAUAUAAAAAACAAUCGAUAUAUAUAUAACUUUCUUCAUAUUAGAUUAUAUAUACACAUAUAGAAUAGAAUGCCUUUUAUUGUCACUAUACACAUGUACAAUGAGAUGAAACGCAGCUCCUCCAGUGCAAACAUGUAUGUAGAACACACAACAGACAAUACACAAAUAGUGCAAAACGUUCUGCAGCACUAUAUAAAUAUGGAAGAAUAAAUAACGAAAUAGGGUUUUUUUUAAAUAUAUAAAUAUACAGUGUGAUAUGCAGUGUGGGUUACUGCACAUUAUUUAAGUAUUACACAAGUAAUGAUGAUCAUGUGCAGUGAGUAGUGGAUGUUGGACACAGUGCAAUUAUAUUGUACAGUAUACAGAUAUUGCACAGUUAUUAUCAAUAACAUUUAGAUAUUGGAUAUUGCACAGUUGAUGGACAGAAGGAAGUCCAGGGGUUGGGGGGUUAGACUGUGUAGUCUACUGUCCAGUCAGUGCAUGUGUAAGUUUAGAGUGGUUAUGGCUUUUGGGAAAAAACUGUUCUUGAGUAUAUUUGUCCUUGCUGGUCAAACAGAUCAGAGCCAGGGUGGGAGCUGUCCAUGAUGAUGUUUUUUGCUCUGCUGAGGCAGCGGGAGGUAAAUAUCCAUCAGGGAGGGGAGAGGGCAGCCGAUGAUCUUCUGUGCUGCCUUUACGACUCUCUGAAGCCUCUCCCUGUCUGCCGUGGUGCAGCUGCCGUACCACACUGUGAUACAGUACUGUGAUACCAUACUGUGAUACUGUACUGUGAUACCAUAGUGUGAUACCGUACUGUGAUACAGUACGUCAGCAGGCUUUCAUGGACGAGCGGUAGAAGGAGAUGUCAGCGGAGAUAAGGAUGCCGAGAAACCGGAAGAGCACAAUGGCACCAAGGCAGAGAGGGACUGCAAAGGGAGUUGGAAAGGAGAAGGGAGAGCGCCGGCUGAACACGUGGAGUGAGGAACUGAUGGCAGCAGCAAUCAGUGAGUACAAGCAACUGGAGCAGGAAGGGCAGAUGCCGAACCUGAGACUCUUGGCACGGGCCUGGAAUGUGCCAAAAUCUACACUCCAGCGCAGAGUGAGGGGCAAGGUGCAGGGCCACGAGCACUCAAUGGGGAGAAACCCUGUACUCACAAAGGAGGAAGAAGAGAUGCUGGCAAACUUAAUCAAAACCUUAUCGAAAAGGGGGUUUCCAAUGAGAAAGCCAGAUGUACAGAGGCUGGCUUUCCAAUAUGCGGCAGCAAAUGGCAUCCGGGGUUUCUCCGAAGGAAAAGGAAAGGCUGGACAUUACUGGUUUGAAGGCUUCGUGGCAAGAAAUCCAAGCCUCAGCAUGAGGAAGCCUGAAGCUCGUUCUGCGUGUUUCACCUCCACCGUGGUUCAGCAGUGGUUUGCAAACUAUGAGGAACUGUUGCGUGAACUGGAGAUUCAGGAUAUGCCGUCGCACAUCUGGAACUGCGAUGAAACUCGACUGCAGGAUCACUGUACCUCGUCUAAGGUGGCUUUAGAACUCGGUGCCCCCUGUCUGAGGGGCGAGACAACGACUGUUCUGGCCAGCCUAAAUGCUGCAGGACAGUAUGGUCCCCUCUUCAUAAUCUUUAAGGGGAAACGACUCAGGGCAGAGUGGCUGUUAGGGUCUCCAGACAACUGUAUGGUGAGAAUGUCAGAGAACGGUUGGAUGAACUCUGAGCUGUUCUUGGAGUGGGGCAGACAGUUUGUUGCCACGCUCCCGAAGGAUGACCUCCGACCACACGUGCUUCUGCUUGAUGGACAAAGCGGCCAUGCUUUCAAUCUGGACUUCCUCACACUAAUGAAGAACUCCAAUGUGCACGUAGUGUGCUUUCCAUCUCACGCCGCACGCAUUCUACGGCCAGCAGAAUGGUCCCUCUUCAAAAGCCUAAAACAUAACUGGAACCUGGAAGGCCAAAAUUUGGCCAGGCAGACUGGAAGAAAGAAGCUCCAAAGGACAGACUUUUUUGCCGUUUUCACCAGGGCAUGGGAAAAGGCGGCAGUGGCACAGAGCGCUCAAACUGGGUUUAGAGGAAGUGGCGUUUACCCGGUCAACAUAAAUGCCACCAAUCACUUUCGCCCAAGCAUAACCACAGAAUGGGUAAUGGAUCAUUCGCGUAACACUACCCAGCUCUCAUCUCACUGCCCUCCGCCAAGUGCUCUUCAGCACGGACCACCACCAUGCACCGCUUCACCCAACAGAAUGUAGAUGAUACCUACUUCCCCAUCACCCAGUUGUGAAGCUGAUAUGGAAACUGCAGGAACCAUCUUUGCAGACUUUACCACCAUGGCCCAAACCCGAUGCCCAUACUCACGGACUCUCAAACUU